This is a messenger RNA of Orcinus orca (killer whale), 3140 nucleotides long. RefSeq lists its product as uncharacterized. NCBI's taxonomy places the organism in Eukaryota, Metazoa, Chordata, Mammalia, Artiodactyla, Delphinidae. The record is from RefSeq and is a predicted model, not a curated record. The transcript has 3 exons. Bases 112 to 567 code for a protein of 151 amino acids.
CUUGCCCGCAACCUGCCCGGAUCCGGCUGACCAGAGUGGGACGCCCGGGACGCCACGCCCAGGCCGAGGGCAGGCCCACCGGUGGGGCCGACCCGUGUGCGAGGCAGGUGGAUGGAGGCGCCUCCGGCUCCCGACUCCCGCCCCCUCCUCCUCCCCUUCUCCGGGUGGGCCAGCGCGCGCGGGCCGGGAGCGGGGAGGCGGCCUGAGGGCGGCGACGGCGGCGGCGCGGCCGGGCGGGUCCUGAGGCCACGGAGCGCGUCGGAGCGAGCGCACGAGACCCGCGGCGCGCCUGCGCUCCCGGACGGGAGAGGCGCCCACCAGCCGCAGCGGAGGGAACCAGGGAGCGCCAGGGGUAGGGCCGCCCUCGCGUCGCCCCCAAGAGCCGCCCGAACGGCGGGGCCGCCGCGAGGAGCCGCGGAGGCCGAGGACCCGGGAAGGAGGACCCCGCGGACGCUCGCAGCCCGAGGGAACCACCAGGGACCGGGCGGUCCUCGGCGACUUGGAAUGCGGACUCCGGAAGCGGCGCGCACGGUCAGGGCAAGGUGUGCCUUAGCUGCCCUUCGGUGAUGAGGGCCAGUUCACAAUAACUUACAGCUGCGACUCCUCUGACACCCACUCCACAAACUUCAGGUCUUUCUCAAGAUUUGGCCUGGCAUGUGGAUAGAAGUGCAUUCCUGCGACAGGGAAGACCCGGAGAGAAGGGAUCGUAUAGUGCAGUGGAUGUGACAGCAUGGGCGCUGGAGACAGAAAGGGUUUGCUUGCUUCCAUCUUCAUCACAUACUGGCCACAGGCAAGUUUCUUAAAUUCUGUUCCUUAGUUUCCUCAUGUAUAAAAUGAGAAUUAUAAUACCUGUCUCAUCACUUGCUCUAAGGAUUGAAGGAGAUGCUGCAUUAAAAUUAUUUAGAACAGUGCUUGACGUGGUGAGUUUUAUCUCACUGAAUGGACAGCCAAAAAAAUUUUUGAUAUGUAUAGUUUGAGAUACCUCUUGGACCUCUGAGCAGAGACGCAUGUGUAUGCCAUAGGAUGGUGGCAGUGAAGAUGCAAAGAAGUGAUCCAGUUUGAGAUUUAUGUUGGAGGUAGGUCCGAAGAGAUGUGGCAGUAGAGGGUCAUGGUUGAUUGGAUGGACUCUGAAGACAGACUGGGUUUGCAGUUUGCAUCCCAUCUCCACCACUUACUAGCUAGGGGCAUAUAUUGUAACCUGAGUGCCUCAGUUUCCUCAUGUUUGAAAUGAGAAGCCUAAUGGAAACUACCUCCUAGUUUGGUUCUAAGGAUUAAAAAUCUAAUAUAUCAAAUGUAUGGUAUGUGCCAGAUAUUAAGGAUGAAGGAUCAGGAGUCACAUUUUACUUGCUGAAGUGGGUUUUCAACAUACAAGUGAAGAUGUGUUGAAUAAAUGAGUGCAGGGAUCACGAAAACUCAAUGCUCAAGGUAUAAACUGGGCAUUUGUCAGCGUACUGAUGGUACUUAAAGCUCCAGGACUGAAUGAAAUCUCACAGAUUUAGUCUAUGGAUUGCAAAACUAAUGCAUGGUGUGUACUGAUUAUUAUUAAAGGGAGAAUGAUCCAACAAAGUAGAAAAAAAGAAAAGAUGAGAAGCACUUCACAAUUAAGGUCAUUGCUCAGGUAUACUCAGAUGGCACAGAAGUAGCAGGGAGUCAGAAAUAAUUGUAUAGCUCACUAAUUUUUAGGGAAAAUCUAAUUCCUAAAUUAACUCAUGAAACAAGUCUCAUUGGAAGAUCUAUACCACAAAUUAUCCUUCAUUUAACAUUUCGGUUAAUGCCUUCACAUUAGAUUGUAGGCUUCCGUGGCUCACAUGUGUGGUGGGUUUCCUUUGGUAUGUCAUGGCCCCUGGCAUGGUGGAAUGUAGUAGAAAGUGCUCACUUUAAAUACCUGUUAAAUUAAUCAUUUAAUUUGGUGACUGACAUAUCUUUUCCUUAGCUACUGGGGCCUGAAUCAUUUUGUCUGAGGAAGGCAUUUAAGUGAACAGCUCACUUUCCUGCUGUGCCCCAACUCCUUACCCCCAGUGACUGACCUUGGAAAACUGAUCAAAGCUCAGUGGUCAAGUUUCAGGAUACAUCUUAAUUUAUGCAUGUAGAAUCCAGAAAUUGUCUUUUGCCUCCUACAAAGGCCUAGGUGGAAAGUGAAAAGAUAAUGGGUUUGGGGUUUGAGCAAACCAAUGGUGGAAUUUCAGAUACUCACUAGAGCAGAACCUUUGCCAGUUUCAUAACAUUCUGAACCAUAGUGGUCUCAUAUAAAAAAUAGAGAUGAAGACACCUACCUCAUAAUGCUUGAAGGUGCUGAAUGAGAUAUGUCCUCAAAUGAUUGUUUUAUUUUCUAUCCUGCAAAAUAUGCUUUGUCUCAGGAAGGGUUGUGGGUGUUCAUAAAUUCCCAUUUAACUGUGUGCACCAACUACAGAUACACUCUUCAUCAAUUCAUUGUGUGCUUAAAAAAAUUCAGCCUAUUUUGAAAAGGAUGUAUACAUAUAUCCUUAAGUAGUGAGUGUAUGUGUGUAUAUGUAUUUGUGGCUAUAAAAUUACAGAGUUACAGAAAUGUACCGUUUACUUUUACAGACAUAAAUUACUUUUCUUAUUAUUUCUAAAUUGUUCUUCAAAUGUAAGGAGGGAUUUUUUAUAAUUGUAGUUUUGUUUUUUUUUUUUAAAGAGAUUUAGCAGCAUUCAUAGUCAGGGGCUGUCAUGGUCUCAUUAUUUCCUGGCCCCCAGAGGACAGCUGUGUUAAUUAAGUACAUUUAAUGAGGAAAAUUAAUGCCUCUUUGCCUAUGUUCUCCUUAAGCUACUACUGUUUCUUUACUUAUUAGUGCUUGUUAUAAUUUAUUAACCAUGAAUUAUACAUCUCUGCUCCUGCCUCCCCUCCCCAGACUGAAAUUACCAGGUAGAAAUUUGCAUAAAGUUACAAGCCAGUCAGUUAGCUUCUUGAGAAUAAAGUUGCCGUUGAACAGUUUCUUGUAGUGCUGGACGUCAGAAAAAUUCGACAGCUUUUCUGGAGCCAAUGCUGAUUUUCAUUUUCAAGCCAGGAGCUAAACAUAUAAAUCAUGUGCAGCACAGUGUACCUGUCUUUGGAAAGCUGGUUACAGUCACGUAUAUUUAUUAGUUUUCUCCAGUUGAGAGCUGCAUGUUUUCUUUGUUCU